UUUUUGUAUGUAUUGUACAAUUGGGGUGUGGCUGAAAAAGAAUGGGAGAUGAGUCGCUCAGGAAAGAGUUAGAAGAAAGGACGAGAGAGGUUGGCAGGUAUAAAAUACAUAUUUCAGAAAUCAAUAAAGAAAAUAAAAAACUAAAACGUGAAAAUGACAAUCUAAUUGGAGAAAAUCAUAAUCUAACGGCUCGAAUUGAGACACUAGAGAAACAAUGUGCACAUUGCAGAGGGUUAAUGGCAAAGCAGGUUGCACAACGUCCUGAUGCUGCCUAUACUCCAUCACUUAUGCACGAGAUGAAAGAUAAAGCUGCAACUACUGAAGAAGCUAAUCGAGAGCUAAAAUUACAAGUUGAGCAACUAAAGAAGAAAUUGGAUGAGUCUCAAAAUCAAGAGGCAUAUCUCAGUGAAAGGUUGGAUGGCCUUGAGUAUCAAUACAAUCAAGUCACAUCAGGCAAGGAUUCAAACAAGGAAAAGUUAUCAUCUGUUAAUGAAGAGCUACGCCUAUUGAAAAUUAGUCACGAUGAACAAAAAGAAGACUACGAGAUAGAAAUAUCAAAGCUUAAAUGUGAUAUUAAAGAGCGUUAUGAUGAACAGAAGGAACGUGAAGAGAAAUGGAAGUCGAGAGAGUCAGAUUUGUUACUUAAAAAUGCAGGCCUAGAGGGAGACUAUCGCUCAGUUUAUAAUGAGCUACUGGAGUACAAGAAUAAAACCAGCAGCUCUGGAUCCAUCGAUAAGGAGGCAGCCACACAAUCUC
Molecule: messenger RNA, 756 nt
Organism: Amphimedon queenslandica
Lineage: Eukaryota; Metazoa; Porifera; Demospongiae; Haplosclerida; Niphatidae
Product: spindle pole body component 110-like
Exons: 4
Source: RefSeq, a predicted model, not a curated record